AUGGCUCGCAAGUGGCAAGGCAUCAAAGCUCUCGGUGUAAACACUGUCCUACUAGCCGUCACUUGGGAGGUCUUCGAGCCGAAAGAAGGCCAGUUCAAAAGAGACUUGGUCGCAAGUCUGGUUGCCCAAGCUCGCGAGACGGACAUUCGAGUCAUACUCUCUCGGUUUGGCUCUAUGAAGGGCAGUGUUAAUAACGGCAAGUCUUUUCAUCCUCCUUUCAUCGCAGCAGAGAAAGCGGCAUUUGCAGAAUUCGAACAGCAGAUCGAAGCUGCCGAUGCUGGCUAUGAUACCAUCCUGAUGUUGCAAAUUGGCAGCGAGAUUGCCUACUUGAACUGGUCCAGGGACAUUUGUGACGCAGCAUUAGCUGCGUUUGACAAUGGCAUUCCAGCUGACUACUUGGAAUUCCUCGUUCGGUCCGGCUCAGUCCUUUCCGUGGCUGAUGUUCAUGCCUGGGAAGAGUUCGCCAAUGGUCCUGAAGGCACGGAUGAGCUUUUCACGACAUAUCACAUCGCCAGCCACAUCAACUCCCUGGCAAAGAUUGCUAAAGAAACUUACUCUGUUCCAGUCAUCGUCAAUGUUGCUCUUGAACAGGCACAAGGCAGGAAGCACGGUGGCCCUCGGUCUGAGACCUUGCACCUUUGGAAGCCCUUUGCGCCCUACAUUCAUAUUUAUGCACCGCAAAUGUUUCAUGACGACUACAGCAAGAUUUUGCAGGCUCAUGGUCAAUGCGAUGAUAACAUCCGCUUGCUUUGGUCUGCAUUUGGUACUUAUGCCGCGAUUGUUGUUGUGUUGUUGAACAUCGAAGAUUCGGGGACACGGAGCCUUGAAUCCCAGAUUCUUCAGCACACCACCUUCCUUCGCCAAGCCGUCCCCUUCCUCUUAGAUGCUCAGGAUCAAGGUCAACCGCAGAUCAGAAUCGCUACACAUAUUUGGGAACUAAACAAGAUGCAUUUCACAUCUGGAGAAUUUUACAUCACCAUAAACAUGAGGAUCAAUCGUUGCAUGGGUUAUGGUCUCGCUAUCAGUCAGGGUAACAGCAAGCUCUUGCUCUUCGGCCAGAACAUCGAGAUCAAGGCCAAGUCUCGGAACGAUGACGUGUUUUCUACCCGUAUUCUCAGCUUUCGUGAGCUGGAGCUUGACGAGCAAGGGGUGCUGCAAAUCCGAAGAACAUUUAACGCCGAUGAGGCCCGCGGCCCGAAGGUUGCCAGAAUACGUUGUCAGACCUCAAUGAUUGCGGAGGUUCAGUUUCAUGGUAUCAAUAAUUGACACUUGAGGUG
Colletotrichum acutatum is the source of this 1277-nucleotide messenger RNA. RefSeq lists its product as uncharacterized. The transcript is spliced from 3 exons. The coding region runs from base 1 to 1266 and encodes 421 amino acids. The record is from RefSeq and is a predicted model, not a curated record. Lineage: Eukaryota; Fungi; Ascomycota; Sordariomycetes; Glomerellales; Glomerellaceae.